Messenger RNA from Menidia menidia (Atlantic silverside), 3033 nucleotides. The record is from the annotation of a GenBank genome assembly. Lineage: Eukaryota; Metazoa; Chordata; Actinopteri; Atheriniformes; Atherinopsidae.
AGAAAGCUCCAGGCUCCAGUCUGACAGCCUUUAGCGUUAAGACUACACUACCCAUGAUGCUCUCGUGCCAGCAAGGCCCUCCAAGUGGCAGAACAUAUGUGUUUCGCAGCACAUUCCCAUGCGGAAAACGCAAAAAUAGCGGUUUGAAAAGAAUAACCAGUGAAAAGAAAAUCUACUUGGGUCGACGCCACAACGUAUGAGCGCCGAAGGGGGACAUAAGGUGCCGGCAGCCAAUAGACGGACCGUUGGCUUCGGCGUCCUACAUUUCUCGUGGGGCGUUCCAGACGGUCAGGAAAUUCUGAUGCCACCUUUUAUUUUCCUCGCUUCUUUUCGUCAACGCAAGUGGAAGUGAUUCUGCAAAAGCGACCCCGAGUUCGCAGGAGUGAUACAAGACAUCCAGGUCGACUCUUCCAUGAAGAAAAAACCCAGUGCUGCCCUGCGCCCCAAGCGCGGGAGGCCGGCCAGUGACCCUGCUAUGGACCCGUGGACCGGGCCCGGCUCCUGUGUGCUUUCAAAUUCCGAAAGCGUCCAGUCGGCCUCACAGAUCAGGCGCCUGACCAUGCCACAGCUCGGUCACAGCCUCCUCCGCUUUUUGAACGACGACCGCAAUGGCCAGAAGCUCUGUGACGUGUCGGUGACCGUGGGCGGGAGAGUGUACAGGGCCCACAGGGUCGUGCUGGCCCAUGGGAGCAGCUACUUCCACGCCGAGCUGUCCAAGAGCCCGGCGGCGGCGGCGGCGCACGUAAAGCUGGACCACGUGGAGGACUCUGUCUUUCAGCAUCUGCUGGGCUUUUUGUACACGGCGGAAUGCACCGUCGCCGAGAAGGAUCUUCCCGCUUUGGCCGAAGCGGCCCGGUUCCUGGACAUGAUGGACGUGUUGAAGCUUUUGAGUGAGGGAGGGGAGGUCGACCCCGUUGGCGUGACCCACGGCACGCCUGACACAAGAAGGCCUCCCGAGGUGGAGGUGGCCUCUAGUCUGUCGGCAGGGGAGGACACGGAUGUCCCUUCUGAUGUGGAGUUCACUCUAAACCGCCGGUCGGCCACCGAAGUGUCCCGGCAGGACAGUUCAGCUCACAAUCACACACAGUCCAAGACUCGGGGUCAGUGUAGUGCUACCACACGGAGAUCUGCUCGCACCAUAAGGAUGCCUACCAAGUAUAACAGGGAUGAUUUAAGGCACGCCACCGUCCAUCCUGCGGAAAAGAUAGAGAGUUCCUCGCCAAGUCUGGAAAGCAGAAACGGAGUAGAAGUAGCAGCAGAGGUGGUGGCGGAAAACCAGACGUCCCAGCUGGAUGUGAAUGACCCCUCCAAACCGGCCGACGCGAUGGACGAGGAUGGGGAGGAUGGCGGGGGAGGAGAAGUGAACGCUGGCGGCGUCGCUCAGGACAACCUCCUCGGCGGUUGCCAUGGAGACGGGACCGAAAGCGAGCAGGGUAGGACCGCCGAGGACCAGGCCGGGGGAGAGCCGGAGGCAGGAGGCUCCAGUCAGAGCGCGGCGUAUCCCGAGGGCUUGGCCCCGGUCAUCAUCCAAACCGCCAACAAGAAGACCCUCCAGUGCCCCAAAUGCGACAAGAUCUUUGACCGUGCAGGAAAAUACGAGAGUCACACCAGAGUUCACACGGGAGAGAAACCGUUCCAGUGCGACAUUUGCCUUCAGUGCUACUCCACCAAGUCCAACCUGACCGUGCACAAGAAGAAGCACGCCAGCGACGCGCCCUUCCCCAAGAAGGAGCACAAAUGUUCGUUCUGCAACAAACUCCACGCCAGCAAGAAAACCUUGGCAAAGCACGUCAGAAGGUUUCACCCCGAGCACAGCCAAGAGUUUUUCACCAAGAGGAAGAGGAAGAGCGAGGGCUGGAAAUGCGCCAUCUGUUCGAAGACCUUCAGCCGCAGGCCUCAUCUGCAGGAACACAUGAUCCUGCACACCCAAGACCGGCCCUUUAAAUGCUCCUUCUGUGAGGAAUACUUCAGGUCCAGGUUUGCCCGGCUGAAGCACCAAGAAAAGUAUCACUUGGGUCCUUUUCCCUGUGAGAUCUGCGGCCGGCAAUUCAACGACACGGGCAACAAAAAGAGGCACAUCGAGUGCACGCACGGGGGCAAAAGGAAGUGGACCUGCUUCGUGUGCGGGAAGUCCGUUCGCGAAAGGACCACGCUCACGGAGCACUUGAGGAUCCACAGCGGAGAGAAGCCUCACCUCUGUAGCAUUUGCGGCCAAAGUUUUCGCCAUAGCAGCUCUUACAGGCUCCACCUCAGAGUCCACCACGACGACAAGCGCUACGAGUGUGACGAGUGCGGGAAAACCUUCAUACGCCACGACCACCUGACCAAGCAUCAGAAGAUCCACUCAGGUAGACGUCGGCUGGUGAGAAAGCGCACCAGUGUGAAGAAUGCGGGAAGUGAGAAACCGCACAGAUGUCCGGAGUGCCAUCAGACAUUUCGCAUCAAGAAAACCCUGACAAAGCACAUGGUUAUUCACUCAGACGCUCGACCGUUCAACUGUCCCCACUGCAGUGCCACCUUUAAAAGAAAAGACAAGCUCAAGUACCACGUCGACCACGUGCACAGCGCCCGCUUCACCGAGCAGCCCCUCGGCGAGGACAAAGCGGUCUCCCUUUCUUUCGAGGAGCCCUCCAAGACGUUCCACGCUGAGCCCAAGUCGGCCUUACAGAGUAGCCCCUCCUCUUCCACAAGCGCGUGCGCCCCCGUGGCCGUGGGCGGGGGAGCGCAGGGGGACUCGGACGUCCGACGGGCCCCGUCUCUCCCCGCCCCAAAUCACGGCGUUGCUCACGCGCAGGCCACAGAGCAGCCGCAGGGCUCCGGCUACCAGCCCCCCGCAGACCUGGCCUUCUUGGAGAAGUACACCCUCAACCCACAGCCUGCCAACAUCGUCCACCCUGUGAGGCCCGAGCAGAUACUGGACCCCAGAGAGCAGUCCUACCUGGGCACGCUGCUGGGUCUGGUUUCAGCUACUUCCGUACAGAACCUCUCCAGCUCUGAUCACUCUCACUGAGAUCUGUCAGCCUUUGGAGAACA